Polypterus senegalus (gray bichir) is the source of this 2966-nucleotide messenger RNA. It is a transcript of the gene nubpl, whose product is annotated as nucleotide binding protein-like. Gene Ontology annotation, biological process: mitochondrial respiratory chain complex I assembly; iron-sulfur cluster assembly. The record is from RefSeq and is a predicted model, not a curated record. Gene Ontology annotation, molecular function: ATP binding; ATP-dependent FeS chaperone activity; 4 iron, 4 sulfur cluster binding. The transcript is spliced from 11 exons. Lineage: Eukaryota; Metazoa; Chordata; Cladistia; Polypteriformes; Polypteridae. Gene Ontology annotation, cellular component: mitochondrion. Bases 707 to 1510 code for a protein of 267 amino acids.
UGUGGCCUUCCAGGACUGGAGUUCGACACCCCUGGUCUAGACGGAGCAGUCAGGAAGGCGUCUGAACAUGGCCACGCUAUCCUAUGUCCUUAUAGGUAGGUUACUGCCUACCUCGGUCAAGCCUGUGAGGAGAUCCCACGACACGCAUGUGUGAUAAUAACAAUUUAAAGAACGUGCAUACAGUAAGUUAAAAGUGGCGGAAUUGUGCUGUUAUAAAGGAGAUGUUUUAUAGUGUGUGUGUGUGCGCCCACACACACGUGUAGCGUUGCUACUGGGGAUUGAAACUUCAACUCCUAGCAGUGGCUCUUAUUGGUCAUCUGUGAGGGUGCAGGGGUUGUUGGGUACAAGGAGGCCGGCGCGACAUUUAAAAGAUGGCCAGUGAUACCAUAAGAGGAGAAGACUUUUGUGUUUCGUGUCUGGAGUUUCCUGUCAGUGUGCCUUCCGUUCUGAUACCUGUGGAUUCUUGUUUUGCCCGAGAUCUUUGAGGACUGUAUGAGGAUUUGUUGUCGACCUGCGAAGAAAGGAGCGCUCCAGUCUUCAUUUCAUCAGGAAAUACCGAUAGGACUGAUCUUUACAUUCCCAUUCAACGUGCUGAUCUCUGGGCUAUCUGCCCCCAUCAUUGCAUUUCAUCAGUUGCCGUUUUCCAUGGACUUUUAUAUCGUCUUCUCCCACUGGGAAGUCUGCACAGGAAAGGCAGCGGCAACUCAUGGCACGAGGACUACCCAAGCAAAGGCCCAUACCAGGGGUCAAGCAGAUCAUCGCAGUGGCUUCGGGCAAGGGAGGUGUUGGGAAGUCGACCACAGCAGUGAACCUGGCUCUUGGAUUGGCAGCAGUUUGUAAGAAUUCAACAGUGGGGCUGCUUGAUGCAGAUGUUUAUGGUCCUUCAAUCCCAAAACUGAUGAAUCUUCGUGGAAGCCCAGAAGUGACCACUGAAAACCAAAUGAGACCGUUGAUGAAUUAUGGAAUUUCUUGCAUGUCCAUGGGCUUUCUGAUUGAGGAAUCUGCACCUGUUGUGUGGAGGGGACUCAUGGUGAUGUCUGCAGUGGAGAAGUUAUUGAGACAGGUUGCAUGGGGGAAUCUUGACUAUCUAAUUAUAGACAUGCCUCCUGGCACCGGAGAUGUGCAGUUGUCCAUCACCCAGAGCAUACCUGUUUCUGGCUCCGUGAUCGUGACCACUCCUCAAGAUCUCGCCCUCAUCGACGCUCGCAGAGGAGCAGAAAUGUUCAAGAAGGUAAACGUGCCUGUCUUGGGGCUGGUGCAAAACAUGAGUGUCUUCAGGUGUCCCAAGUGCCACCAUGAAACUCACAUAUUCGGAGAGGAUGGCGCACAGCAGCUGGCUCUGGACUUGGAUGUGGAAAUUUUGGGGGACAUCCCACUGCACCUUAAUAUAAGGGAGAAGUCGGACAAAGGACAACCAGUGGUCGUGUCAGAUCCUGAAAGCCCUGAGGCCAUCGCCUACCUGAGAGUUGCUGCCAGAGUGAUCGAGCGACUGCCGACGCCAACAGACUGAGUGCAGCAAGGACCAGCAGCGUGAGGGGUGCCACCACGCCUGGCGUCUUGUGCGUUGGCACAUCUCUGUGUUCUCUCCUCAGACUCGCCGGAUGCUGGUUUGCGCUCUUCUUCUUUUUCUUGGACUUGUCUCUUGCAACACCCAUCACCAGAAGUGAGGCCGCAGUAAAUAAGGGGAGGGGAGGGGGAUGAAUGAUUUUGAUGGGGUGACUGAGGGCACCCCCUGGACUGAAGAAAUUCACACGCCAAAUUGUGGUGUUUAAACAGCUAAGUCGGAGGAUGUAGGGGUGAGAUGCGUUAAACGCGUUGCGGUAUUUAUGGGUGGAGGCAGAGAGCGGGCCCCCCGUGUAUGGUGCUCUACAUCCGUCGGUCAGACAGCCAUCUUUAUUUUAUCGUUACCGUGGGCUUCGCGAAGCAGACAAGAACGAAUUCAUCUUUUUUAUAUAGUGCCUUUCGCAGUAAAUCGCCAUCAUGAGGCACUUUGAGAAGCAUCCGUUCGUCCAUUGAAGCAGCACAAGAUGAGAAAGCAGGGCCUGCAAACCCACAGCAGUGGCGCACACAUCCAUUGACGUUUAUUUGCAGCAGAGGCAGCGGAAGCAGUCGUCAAAGGGUUAAAAGUACACCAAAACGGGGGGUGUGGUGUGGGAAGAGAGGGCUUGGAGUUUUAUUUGAAUUCUCCGGUCGGUGGGCUAAGCGCAAGCAAAAGUUUAGCUCUUAGGUUAUUUAGUGCCAUUCCUGUGUAACGCGGCACACGGCGGAGCUCUCUGUCUUUGACUCUUACUCUACAAGAUGGCCGGAGUGUGUUUUGAAUAAAUAAGACAGGAUGGAACUUGUGUUGCUCUCUGCUGUGAAACCUCGGUGUGGACCCAAAGAAGCUGCUGUUCAUUUUUCCCCCGAAACCCCACCUUGGCUAAAUGUGGUCGCGUGAAGAAUAAGACGGACUCCUGUGGCAUCGCCCACUCCGGGCCUGUUCGGAAGAAGAGGAUUUCCAGCUUCCCACGCUUUUGAUUGGCUUCAGGUAUUCGUCCAUUGUGGUUUUGUCCGUCCAAUUAUUUUGUAUUGCUUUUAUGAUUCAGCUUGUGGGGGCGGCUGUGUAAGUAAAAGAUGCCCUCUUGUCCCUGCCCACCUCCUCUGUGGCCAGUGUGCAGAGGGCCAGGCGGAGAGAGAGCUUGUUCAGGACAUUCUCUUCCCUGGUAGCCUGGAGCUCAACUCGGCUGGGGCCUUUGGUCACCACCAGGGGAUACCUGGACAUUUGCUGGGCCCUGUUUGGCAGCACUCCCGCUAUACCAGGACGUGCUGCCAGAAGAAGGUCGUUGGACACCUGGCAUCCUUCUGGGUGUCCUAUUAAAGGUGGCCAGUCGGGAGGAAGGAGGGCGAGGACUGGAGGUGGAAGGACUGUGCUGUCAUUGUGGACAUGAUUUGUAUAUUCCAGAGAAGAAUAAAGGUGUGUGUUGUGU